This is a messenger RNA of Cannabis sativa, 1369 nucleotides long. RefSeq lists its product as uncharacterized. The transcript has 10 exons. Lineage: Eukaryota; Viridiplantae; Streptophyta; Magnoliopsida; Rosales; Cannabaceae. The coding region runs from base 231 to 1187 and encodes 318 amino acids. The record is from RefSeq and is a predicted model, not a curated record.
AAAAAUUUCUAUUAAUAUACAGAGAAAAUUAAACAUAAAGAAAGAAGACAGCAGAGCAACGAACACUAAACAGGAAUCGACGAUCAUUAUCUAAUUGAUGACCAAUUUUUGCUUGUAGUGUAAGUAAAAAGAAUAUAGAAAUACCAAUCGAACUCCUUUCCAGUACUGAAUUAGGGUUUUUUUCCCCUGUUAAUCAUUCUCAGCUCUCAGGAAGUAUAUUAAAGUUUUUAAUGACAUCAAGAGCUUUGAGAAGAAGGCUCCAUCAUUCAGAUGUUGAUGGAAAAGGGCAUGAACAUUUAUCUGGCUUAGAAGGAUUGGAUGAGCCUCUACUUGGGAACCAUAGAUAUGACGAAAGACAUCCAGAGGGUUCUCACCUAGAUGAUCUCUUAGAUGAUGCACGAAGGAAGGAACAACUCCAUUGGAGCUUUAUAUUCUCUCAGUUAAUUGCACAGUGGGCGCACUGGUUUGCAAAUAUUGUAAUUGGACCUGUAUCCUUCAUUGGGUGGCUUUUUACCCUUACUUCUGCUGGACAAAUAAGAGAAAACAAUAAUUUUCUAAGAACUCCACUUAGUCCUUUACAGGAAGAAAGACUUAGAAACUUACGGCAGAGGCUUGAAGUCCCCUUUGAUGGUUCUCGCAUGGAGCAUCAAGACGCUCUGAAGCAACUAUGGAGAUUGGCAUAUCCUACUAAAGAGCUUCCACCUCUUAAGUCAGAACUUUGGAAGCAGAUGGGAUGGCAAGGAGUAGACCCCUCAACAGAUUUUAGGGGUGGUGGAUUCAUUUCAUUGGAAAACCUGAUCUUUUUCGCUCAAAAGUAUCCUGAAUCAUUUCAAAGGCUGUUGCAUAAACAGGAUGGAACUAGAGCUGAGUGGGAAUAUCCCUUUGCUGUUGCUGGAAUUAACAUAUGUUUUAUGUUGGUACAGAUGUUAGAUCUUCAAUCAGGAACACCAACUUCUGAAGUGGGAAUUCAUUUUCUGGAACUACUUAAAGAAGAUGAAAUGGCAUUUGAUCACCUUUUUUGUGUAGCCUUCCAAAUGAUGGAUGCGCAAUGGCUUGCAAAGCGAGCUUCAUAUAUGGAAUUCAAUGAGGUGCUCAAGUCCACCAGAAACCAGUUAGAGCGUGAGCUUGCCCUUGAAGAUGUCGCUAGUGUGAAAGAUUUGCCUGCAUACAACCUCUUGAAAAUAUGAUCUUUUGCCUCUUAUCUUUUGGCAAUACAUCUUAGUAUACUUUCAUCAUUGUAAUUUUUACAAUAAAUGAAAAGAAAAAAAAAGAAUUAAUGCAAUAUUAUUGUAACUCUCUCCCUCUCACACAUUAUAUAUAGGGAAAUUUACGUUUAAGUAUCAAAUGUUUUUAAUUUUGUAUACUUAAA